Molecule: messenger RNA, 693 nt
Organism: Aureobasidium vineae
Lineage: Eukaryota; Fungi; Ascomycota; Dothideomycetes; Dothideales; Saccotheciaceae
Source: the annotation of a GenBank genome assembly
AUGUUGAUACGCCAUCUGAGACUAAAAGGCAUUGUGCCAUACGCCAAAGCCGAAGUUCUGCAGCAAGAUUUGGUCAAGAAAUUUCUAGCCCACAAGGCGUCUCCUACAACGACACCUGCUCCAGUCCCGACCAUCAUCACUGCUCAGUUUUCUCCUGUCUAUACAUGUGGUCGACGCGAAGUCGGCACUGUCUCAGAGGAGCAGCAGACUUUUCUGAAGGACAAUGGCAAUGCAGACUUUUACGAAGCCCUCCGCGGUGGCCAGACCACUUUCCAUGGUCCUGGUCAGCUCGUGGCAUACCCUAUCAUCGAUCUCAAAAGACACAAUCUGUCGCCAAGAAAUUAUGUGUGCCUAUUGGAAAAGACCCUCAUCAAAACUUGCGCUCGCUAUGGUAUCAAAACCAUGACUACCGAGAAUCCUGGAGUUUGGACCACCCCAGACGACAAGAUAUCCGCCCUGGGUGUCCACUUGCGCAGAAACAUCACCAGCCACGGUAUAGGUCUCAACAUCAAUACUGACCUUAAAUGGUUCAGUCGUAUCGUUGCUUGCGGUCUUGAAGGCAAGCGGACCACGAGCUUUGGAAAUGAAGGUGUCCAUGACCAAUCUGUUGAUGAGGUUGCCGACACUUUUGUUCAACAGCUUGCCGAGUCGCUCCAAGAAAUCGAUGGCGUUCAGGAAGAACUCAUCAUGUAA